Messenger RNA from Penicillium argentinense, 1761 nucleotides. RefSeq names its product putative RNA exonuclease Rex3 (gene rex3). Gene Ontology annotation, molecular function: exonuclease activity; nucleic acid binding. Bases 1 to 1761 code for a protein of 586 amino acids. The transcript has a single exon. Gene Ontology annotation, cellular component: nucleus. NCBI's taxonomy places the organism in Eukaryota, Fungi, Ascomycota, Eurotiomycetes, Eurotiales, Aspergillaceae. The record is from RefSeq and is a predicted model, not a curated record.
AUGGCGGAGCAGCCAGCUCCAAAUCCCACAGCAAAAGUUUCUACGCCGACAACAAGUUCAGAACAGUCCAGUCGAGGAACCCGUCAGGACCUCCAACUGGCAUCAGCCAGUCGAGUCAAAUCGCAACUGCCCUCCGAACGCUCAAGUCCAAAGCAUGCCACAAAGGAAGCAUCUGGCCAAAGUGCCACCCCCGCCUGCGCGGCAGCCAUGACCCAGGCAAUUCCUCUUCAGACACUCCCUCCCCGAGAGGUAAGGAAAGAGGCCUUGAAUCCUCGACUGAUUGCUAAAGCCCCGGCCGAUCAUGGUUCCCGAACCACUGUCUUGGAAAAGCUUCAUGGUGCUAUAGUUAAACUCAACAGCAAACUGGCUAGCUCUAAAGACAGCUCUAAUGAGUGUUUCAUUCUUACUCCGGACGAGCUAAUAAUCAUGGCCCUGGACGAGGAAGAAAAAGUUGCGAAGGAAAGCCAAGCUGUUUACUCCAAUGUAAUCAGACAACGAAUUUUCAGGUUCAUGAAGAUGAGCUCGGAAGACUGGGUCAAUGCAGUUAAGGACCAUCUAAAUGAUCGUUACUACAAGACCCCUAUUCAGACUGUCGAAACGACCCAGGCCCCCGAGCCCACCGAAGCUAGACUCUCCGUCAGAGAAGAGAUAUUUCUCGUCACUUAUCUUACAACUCCGCUGGAGGGCCUCGAAGACCUUGACUAUGUGACCAAAGUUCCCUCGCAGGCCGACAUAGAACUAGCCGAACAAGCCGCAGCCAACAGCCAGGGCUGGGAAAAAUGUGAUCGGUGCAGUUCAAGGUUCGAGGUCUUCCCUGGCCGUCGUGACGACGGGAAAUUGACAAGUGGGGGCGAAUGUAUCUAUCAUCCAAACCGACUCUACAAACCCCGGAGAAAGAAGACCGACAUAGCUACCGGUUCAUCGGAGCCAUAUUACCCUUGCUGUAGCGAAGGGAUUGCUACUUCAUCUGGUUGUACGAAAGCUGAGACACACGUGUUCAAAUUUCGAGAUGCCAAGCGGUUAGCAAUGAUUCAGCAAUUCGAGAGAACACCCGCUCGGCCAGAGAAAGGCCCGAUGGACCCUGUUUCCUUGGACUGCGAGAUGGGGUAUACAACGAUGGGCCUGGAGCUUAUCCGCCUCACUGCUCUCAGUUGGCCAGAAGGCCGUGAAUUACUUGAUAUCCUCGUCAGACCAAUGGGGGAGAUACUGGAUUUCAACACGCGUUUCUCGGGCAUCUGCUCUAAACAAUAUGCCUCGGCCGUGCCCUACGGUACCCAAACCCCUGAUCCCACAUCGUCUUCGUCGAACAAGCCCAUGCAAUUAGUGGAAUCGCCCGCUGCCGCGCGAGAAUUACUCUUCGGCCUGCUGCAGCCAGAGACGCCCUUGAUCGGACAUGCCAUCGAAAAUGACCUCAAUGCUUGCAGAGUGAUCCACCCCACUGUUAUCGACACAGUUCUACUCUACCCAGCUCAAGGCGGUCUCCCAUACCGCAUUUCUCUGAAAACCCUUUCUCUCAACCAUCUUGAACGUGAAAUUCAAAGCGGAGACAACGGGCAUGACUCUCGAGAAGAUGCGCUUGCAACUGGCGAUCUGGUUCGGAUCAGAGCGCGGGAAUGCUGGAAAGUCCUGAAAGACAAGGGAUGGACCUUCAAAGACGACGUACUGGUCCCCCCUCCUGGGGCAGAAUUGCAGGACGUACGUCAGGUGGCAAAGAGCCUUCAGAAACCACCGGGACUGAAAAGGAACAACCCGGAUUCCUGA